AUGAACGUGUACACAGCAUAUAGCACACCCCCUCGGGCCUUAUUGCUUAAAUACAUAAUCUUUCUAUGUCUUGUCUCUAGGUGUGACCUGUGCUGCCUCUCCUUCCGGACCCACCGCGGCCUGCUGCGGCACAACGCUGGCAUCCACAAGCAGCUGCCCACGGACCCCGGCGGACGACCCUUCAUCCAGAACAACCCCUCCAUCCCCUCUGGCUUCAACGACCUGGCCUUCAUUGACUUCUCCUGCCACAAGUUUCCCCACAUCGCCCAGGUCUGGUGUGAGACCAACCUCCGCCGGUGCACCAGCAAGUUCCACCGCUUCGUGUGUGAAGCCUGCGACAAAGGAUUCCCCUUGCUCUCGGCCCUGGUCCUGCACAAGACCACCAUUCAUCAGCAGCAGCCGUCACCCACAGAGGGCGCCCAGGAGCCCCCCGCGGCCCAGGAGAAGCCGGCAACCCCGGCCCCUCAGCAGGCCAGCUUCCUGGAGACCCUGGGUCUGCAGCACAUCUCCCAGGUCAAGCUUCAGCCUUCGGAGGAUGAGGUCCGGCAAGCCCAGCUGGACAGCAUCCGGGUCAUACAGGUUGAGCCUCUGGCCUCCACCCUGCCACAGGAGGUGGAUUCCGCAGCUGCGGGAUCCCUCGGCGGCCUGGGCUUGGUGGCGGCCUCGUCCCUGCAGGGCCUGUCCCAGAGGGAGGCCCUCAGCCUGCUCUCCCUGCAGCCCUUCCCCACAGGUUUCCUCUUCCGCCCAGGUGGUGGUACUGCGGUCAAGCCUGUGUGUGGCGAGGCUGGCCUGAUGGAGCUGGCUGACAUCCAGCAGAUCCUGAAGGUGGCCUCGACCGCCCCCGGUCAGAUGGGCCUCCUGCCGUCCCUGGCCAAGGCUCCCCACUGGGGAGUGUCCGGCCAGGGCCAGGCGGCCGGCUGCAAGCACAUGCCCCCACUGAAGCCAAAGCCCAUGGUGGCACCACGCUCCAGCCUGGCUGCCUCCACGCUGCCGCCGCUCCAGAGCACCCAGCAGGCCUCCCUGGGCUGCAUCAGCCCCAGCCUGCCCCCGCCGGCCAGCCAGCUGCUCAAUAUGCCCCAAGAGUCUUCGUCAUCGUCCUCCUCUUCCUCGGGCAGCCAAGCCUCCCUGGAGAAGAUGCAGAUGGAGGCGGACUUCAUGGGCGACGCCCAUAUGCCCAACGACUCGACAGAGCUGCAAAUCAAACAAGAGGAGGGCCAGGCGGCCGGAGGGAAGAAGGGGGCAGGGGGUUCCAACCGCGGCGGCGUCAAGGCCUCCUACCCCUGCCGCUUUUGCGAUCAGGUGUUUGUUUACUCCGGGGUGCUGCAGGCGCACAUGCGCUUCCACCUGGGCAUCCUGCCGCACCAGUGCAACAUCUGCGACUACGUGGCGCCCGACAAGGCCACCCUUAUCCGCCACCUGCGCACGCACAGCGGCGAGCGCCCCUACGUUUGCCGCGUCUGCCACUACCCUUUCACCGUCAAGGCCAACUGCGAGCGCCACCUGCGCAAGAAGCACAUGAAGAACACAAGGAAAGAGAUCGAGAAGAACAUCAAGUACGUCUCGUCGACCACCACCCAGGAUCCCUUGGAGCUGGCCUCCGCCGGCGACACCGCCUGCCGUUUCUGUGGUGAGGAUCUAAAGAGCUACCGGGCUCUCCAAAUCCACCUGCGCACCCACAACGGCUGCCAGCGCAAGCCCUUUGAGUGCCGGCGGUGCGGGGCGGCUUUCCUGGCCAAGAGGAACUGCAUCCACCACAUGCUCAAGCAGCACCCCGAGGUGCAGGAGCGGGAGAUCGAGGAGCACAUUGCCACCCUUCUCCCCGCCAUCACAGCCACCACCUCCAGGGCCAGCUCCAGCAGCCCUCUGGCUCUCAACGGCCUUACGCCCACCCCCAGUGCCACCGUGCAGCCGGUCAAGGUGGAGGAUUUCAGCAUCUACUCCUCCUCCGGUGACUUGGAUCAGCCAUUGGACUUCUCCAACAAGAGCCGCAGGGGGGGUGGGACCAGCAGCAGUUCAGGAAGCCUAGCCGGUUCUCCUGGGAUCAAACUGGAGACGGUCAGCCUGGUAGCCUACGACAGCUCCAUGGAACCUAUUGACCUGUCCAUCCCCAAGAACCCCAACAAGAGGCUGAAGAGAGACGCCACCGCUGUUGACCCGAUGGGCGUGGAGCGCCGAGAGAUCAAAAAGGAGCUGCCCUUCCCCAGCGUACUGGACCACCUCCCCUCAGCCCUUCAGCUGGACAAGAGCACUGAGGAGAAGCUGACGACCCCCCAGUCUGGCUCUUACCAGCUCCUCCCAGUGACCCCCUCCCCGCUCCCCAUUGGCACCACCACAGGCCGGGCGCUCCGUCUCAAGCCCCUGCUGCCCAAACCAGCCUCUACCUCCUCAUCCUGCUCUCUGAAAGAGCUUCCCCCUUUGGCUUCCAUCGCCCAGAUCAUCUCCUCCGUCUCGGGGGCUCCAGACCUACUCAAGAGGGAGCCAGAUAACAAGGCUUCUGCCGCCCUCAACGGCCUCCAGACAGAACCGGAGCGUCCAGCUGGGGGCGACAACAGCUCAGAAACAUCGAUGGAAGAGCUCCCCCUAGAGGGCUCGUCCAGAAAGCGCACUAGAAAGAAGCCAGUGAGCCAGGCCAAGACUAUGGCACCUGCCUGUGUGUCCACGCUCGAGCAGAACACAGGCAGCGGCUUGGACCUGGAAUCCAGCGGCGAGUUCGCCAGCGUGGAGAAGAUGCUUGCCACCACCGACGCUAACAAGUUUAGCACUUACCUUCAGACGGGGGCGGCGGAGCUGGGAAGGCGGGACGAGGGGAGACAGAGCCCGGGAGAGGAGAAGGAAGAGAAAGAGUCACCACCUCAGUCUGUGCCGCCCCAGUCCAAAGGAGGGAAGAAGAAUGCCUACUCCAACUCAGUGCAGAAGAUGACCUGUCCCUUCUGUCCCCGGGUCUUCCCCUGGGCCAGCUCCCUGCAGAGACACAUGCUCACACACACUGGUCAGAAGCCCUUCCCCUGUCCCAAAUGUGACGCCUUCUUCUCCACCAAGUCCAACUGUGAGCGCCACCUGCUGCGCAAGCAUGGCGUGACCAACCACUCGCUGCGCCGCAACGGCCAAAUGUCCAAGAACAAGGAUGGCGACGAGGGUUCACACGACAGCGCAGAGAGCUCUGAGAAUGAGCAGACUGCAGGAGAGGCUCUGGACCUGAGCAGCAUGGACCCCGAUCAGAAAAGCUCUGCAUCCGAGUCGCCCAGCGCAGACCAAACACCAGACACUGCUGAGCUGCUGCUAGGGGAGAUGGAACCGCAACCCAACAACAACAUUGAAAAUGACGACAACGACGAUUCGCAGAGCAACAAGAGCUUGGACCUCAACUUUGCCAGCAAGCUCAUCGACUUCAAGUUCUYGUCAGAAGGCCAGCAGCCCCAGACCUCCCUGGUUGGAGAUAAGGUGGUGGCGGUGGCCGAGCCAGAUAGAGUGACGGCCACCCAGCAGCAGGACCAAGAGCCCUCCAAGUACACCUGCAAGAGCUGCAAGAAAAACUUCCGUUAUGCUGCCACCCUGGCUCGCCACGAGAAGGCACACUUGUGUGAGACUGCACCCCCCGAAGAGGCUUGUGGAACAGAGGAGACUGGGCCUGCCCCAGAGGAUCUCCCCAACACUACUACAACCACCGCCGAGGAGGAGGAUCAGGAGGAGGGAGAGAAGGAGGCUCCGGAAAGCGAGGGAGUGGGCAGCGUGAUGGACAGUGGUUCAGAGGAGGAGGAGAAGAAGGAGGAGAGAAGUGACGAGGAGGGGGCAGCAGAACCAAAGAAUGAAGGAGAGGCAGGCAGAGGGUCGGGGAGCAAGGCGGACAAGAGGAAGAAGAUCUGUAACGUGUGCAGCAAACGCUUCUGGUCACUGCAGGAUCUGACAAGACACAUGCGUUCGCACACAGGUGAGAGGCCCUACAAGUGCCAGACGUGCGAGCGCACCUUCACCCUGAAGCACAGCCUGGUGAGGCACCAGCGGAUCCACCUGAAGCCACGGGGCAGCGAGGGGGCAGAUGGAGCUGAUGCCAACGGGGCAGAGGCCCCGGCCGGAGACUCAGCUAGUGAGGAGGGAGAGUGCACCCCCACCAGCACCUGCCCCCCUUCAGAAAACGAGAGCGAAGGCACCGGAGGAGCCAGGGAGGAGGGAGGCGAGGGAACUGAGAAAGAGGCCCCUCUGCCAGGCCCCACAUCCCUGGCCCAGUCCCUGUCCACCACUGAACCAGCCCAGUCAGAGUCAGCUACAGAGGCCAUAGCUGAGCCGCUCGUUGAGCCAGUCUUGAAAGCAGUCUCUGAAUCAGUUCCUGACCCAUCUGUAGAACAAACCUCAGACGGACCCUCUGAAACAGAUGUAGAACUAGACGCUGAGGUAUCAGCCUCUGAAAUGGCUAGAGAAACAGAUGGCAAUGCAGCCACUCAAACGCCAACAGAAACCCCCAAAGAAUCUUCCACAGAGUCCCCAGCCCCACAGCCCACUACCCCAGAGAAAGACCCCGAUGGCCCCUCGGAAGGCUUCAUCCAAGGCCUACUGGAGAUCCACACCAAGCCUUCCCUGGAGCACAUCCUUCCUGCUGGCGAGGCUCCCUUGGUGGACGUUGAGUGAGGGAGGCACCCUCCUUCCUACCCCCAGUCUCUGGUUCUCUUUAUGCAGUGGACCGAUGUAUGUGCCGCAGUGCCAUAAGAUAGAAGUACUCCUAAAGAAUGCAAGACGAUGAAAUCAAGAAGAAACACCUUGUUUCUAAGUGCCUUACUACUUCUAUUUUGUUAGUUUUUUUGCUAUAUCUUUAUCUACAUUUAUUUACGGAGGAUCUAAUUUUUAUAGCUUUUUAUGAUGAUUACAUAAUUGUUUUUGGAUUCUAUGAGAUGAACUUUGAAUAAGCAAUAAAUGAAAUCAAAUUUACCAUGACCGAUUUAUAUUAAAUGAUCAAGUGUGUGACAGACAAAAAUAACUGUUAUUGUAUAUUUAAACCACAGUCGUACCUUAAAAACAAUGCUGAGACUGAGAAAAGACUUGAGUAAGUUCACCAGCGGUGGGGAUAAAGUCAUGUAUGUAACUGGAAACACAGCUAUAGCAGAUACCUGUCAGGCUGUCACAAAGGUGUCCUGAAAAAAGACUGUCGUUCUCUCCCCUUCAACUUGAUUUACUCUCUCUCUCUCAUGAUCCCUGAUAACCAACAUCUACAGUCUCUGUUUGUAUUGAGAAUACAUGAAUGAACUGUGACAUGAUUUGGUGUUAGGAGGCAAAUCAAAGAAAACAGACCUGACAAUGGAUAGCGUACCAUAUCUGAGAUCUAUGCUGUUGCGUUCCCCUAGGCUCUCUUUAUCUUGCCAUGAUAUGGGCAAUAUUUGCCUGAAACGUGUGUUUUUUCCCCGAAAUCAUUCUCAUUUUAUUUCAUGUGCGUUGACCAUGUUGCGUGUGGGAGUGUUGUGUGUGUGUGUGUGUGUGUUAUUCGUUCAGGAGAGGUUGGGGGAUAUAAGGAGUUUGAGGAAAUGUACUUUUCCAGAACAAAAGGGCUUGAUAUGUGUACCCCCCCAUAUCUCUCACUGUCACUUUCUAGCGUUCCUAGAAACUUGUACUGUGUCUGUACUACCACCAGUGUGUCCGGCUUGUGUUGUGUCCACCUCCCCCUUGCCGCUACUUUAGACGUCUUCCAAAACCAACCGUCACUGUGUUCUUAAAGGCCUACCUGUGGUUCUGGGUUAUUUUGAUGCAGAACCUCACCUCGUGCUCUAGGUGGAACACUACUCUGUUUGGUCUACUUGAACUGUUGUAGCCCUGCUGCCUCCCAUUCAGGCAGCCACCUUCCACCACGCCACUCGCCCCCCCUUCCACCCUCAAGAGAAUAUUUUCCGAGGUGGGACUCAAAUGUCAAUCAUGUCACCUUGCGGGGUUGAAUUUUGUCUAAAUGUAUGUGUUUUUUCUUCUUUUCUUCUCAUUUUAUAUUUAAAAAAACCUCAGAAGCAAACAAAUCAAACCUCAUGGCGCGGUAAGACGCAGCAUCGGCUGGCUGGAGGCUGACGGACCGAGAGCAGAGAGCACUGGACUAGUCAGCCUCUGCCAGGCAACUGCCCAUAUGGCACUAACAAAUUAAAAACAAACCUAGUACGACAAUAAACAGCUAAGCAAUCAGAGAGAAUGAACUGAAGUGAAUUUCUGAGCUGUGUUUGGAACUUGAACGUAACACAGAGUAUUAAGUGGAGGGGAGAGGAGGGGGUGUGGCGCAUUGACAGGUGGCGAGGCAAGUACUCCAUGCAGAAAGAAGUCUGUCCUCUAGUGGCCGUACCACAGUAGCUCCCCCAUCCCAAUCCUGCUCUCAGGCACUGGGAAAGUAUUGUCAGAAUAGAAUGCAAAAUGCAAUUGUGUUCUAAAAACACUGUGUUAAGGGACUCACUCAGCUUAUCUCAUUAUACCUUCGACCCUGUGUGGGUGUAUGAUUAUGAGUCCCAUGAGAAUGCACAUGGACUGUUUUUAUUGUAUUUAUUUGGAAAUCCGGUGAGGGGUGAAUAGAUGUGACUUGAGGAGAAGCCAUGUAUUAUUACCACAUUGAUGCUGCAGAGAAUACCGGAUUCAAAUCCACAAAAUGGUCGCCCAGCAUCGGCCCGGGACUUCUAUUAGCAAUAAUCACUUUUGAUUUGAAAGCUUUAUGUAGACCUUUGUAUUUGUUUAUAGACUGUGUGGAUCUAUUUUUGUUUUGUUAUUUUUAGUUUGGCUAAGAUUUUUUUUCUCUUCUCAGAUAUAUAAAUACGUAUAAAACUGUGAAAUUCAUUGUGUUUCAGAUAAUGGGUGAGUUUUAGGCUUGUUUUGCAUGUAACCCUAAUUUGUUCAAUUAUGGAUGAUUAAUUUUUUUCUCUCCAUCUCGCUCUCAGGGUCUUUAUAAAAUGCAUAUUCAAUACUUCAUUUUCCUGAGUUGCAAGAUGUUCUUACAAGUUCUUUUUUUACGAUUAAAACUGUCAAUCACUA
This is a messenger RNA of Salvelinus sp. IW2-2015, 6981 nucleotides long. The record is from RefSeq and is a predicted model, not a curated record. Lineage: Eukaryota; Metazoa; Chordata; Actinopteri; Salmoniformes; Salmonidae.